AUGGGCGAGCGACGCGCACGAGACAGAGGUGGCGGCGCGGGCGAGGUGGGCGGCGGAGUGCUGAGAGGCGGCGGACAGAGAGAGAGCAGGGGAGAAACGCAACAGAGGUGGGCGUCGGCCGUGGGCUGCUGGCGACGAAGCUGGGUUGUGCGCGAGGUAGAGCUGGGGCUGCUGCAGAGGUGGAAACGAGCUGGAGGGAGGCGCGGAGUGCUGGUUGGCCCGCCGCGCGUGAGAUUGGGCGGCAGAGUGGGCGGCUCGGGCGGCAACAUGGGAGAGAUGAGCUGGUGGUGGAGAGAGCGAGGGGGUGAAGGGGAGAGAAGGGACGCGGUGGCUGCUGGAGGCUCGCGUGGCAGCGGGAGUAGAACGGAAAUAGGACAACAUGUGGAAAUUGAGCAGGAAAAGAAUUCAGAGGGGAGAGCUUGUCCCAGGGGCACUUUUGGAACAGAAGGCACCAAGUCCAUUUUGUGUAUGCCUCGAUCUUCUCGUACAGGUGAUUUGAUUUUUGACCACGAGAUAGAGAAGAUCGCGCGUAGAACGAGAAAGGAAACCAGACAACUCAGAGAAGAGCACUCCAGGGCUACAUCUCAAAGACCCGAGUCAGAAGUUGAACCAACAGAUUCGUUUGGUGACACUUCAAGUGACUCUGACCAGGAGGAAGGAACCAUGGCUAAUGCACAAACAUUAAGGGAGUUGGCUGCUCCUGAUUUAACUCAGCAGCCUUUGUGCAUUACUUUCCCCGCUUUAAAUGACAACAUUCCAUUUGAACUAAAAUCUGGUCUGAUUCAGCUUUUACCCUCUUUUCAUGGUUUACCAGGUGAAGAGCCGUAUAAGCAUCUGCAGGAGUUUGAUGUCGUUUGCAACAGUAUGAAACCCCCGGGAAUCACAGAAGAGCAGAUAAAAAUGAGGGCAUUCCCCUUCUCCUUGAAAGAUUCUGCGAAGGACUGGCUGUACUACCUGUCACCAGGUAGCAUCACCACGUGGGGCCAAUUGAUGAAAAAAUUUUUGGAUAAAUAUUUUCCUGCAUCCAGGGCUGCAAGUCUAAGGAAAGAAAUUUGUGGGAUCAAACAGCAUCCAGGGGAGUCACUUUACGAGUAUUGGGAACGGUAUAAGAACUUGUUGCGCAGGUGCCCCCAACACCAAAUAAGUGAGCAGUUGAUCAUACAAUAUUUUUAUGAGGGACUCAUUUUUAGAGACAGGAGCAUCAUUGAUGCUGCAAGUGGAGGGGCACUGGUGAACAAAACCCCUCAGGAAGCACGGGAGUUAAUAGAGGGGAUGGCAGAGAACUCACAGCAAUUCAGUACAAGAGAGGAUGUUCCAAUACGUAGGGUGAAUGAGAUAGAGACACCCUCUGUGCAGCAGCAGCUAAAUGAGUUGACUGCUUUUGUUAGGCAACAGGCUGUGAGAAAUGCAUCACAAGCCAGGGUAUGCGGGAUUUGCACCGGUAUAGGCCACUCUGCAGACAUGUGCCCAAUGAUUCAGGAAGAAACUGCAGAACAGCCACCAGGGUACCAGCAGCAAUACCAACCCCGACCACCUCCGCCCCCUCAAUCCGGUUCAUCUAUGGAGGAGAUGAUGAAACAAAUGAUGACAACCAUGGCACAAAAUCAGCAAAGGACAGAGGCAACUAUUAUGCAAAAUCAGCAAAGGACGGAGGCAACCAUUAUGCAACAUCAGCAAAGGACGGAUUCCGAAAUGCAGGACAUAAGGAAUCAGAUAAGUCAACUGGCCACAACAAUCAACCGCUUGGAUGCCCAAAAUCAAGGUAAAUUGCCAUCUCAACCUGAGUUGAACCCGAAGAAUGUGAGCGCCAUGACCUUGAGGAGUGGCAAGGAAGUUCAAGGGCCUGAGCCUGUGAUCCCCAAGGACAAGGAUGAAGAGAAGAUCGAAAGUGAGCUCGAAAGGGAGGACAGCAAUGACGCCAUCAAACAAGUACCAAAAUAUGCCAAGUUCCUAAGGGACUUGUGUGUCAACCAAAGGCGAUUGAGAGGGGAUGAACGGGUUAUUGUUGGGGAGAAUGUGCUAGAAGACGAUGCCAAACCUGUUAGGCAAGCUCAAAGAAGGCUCAACCCCCUCAUGAUGGAAGUUGUAAAGAAAGAGAUUCUAAAACUGCUAGAUGUGGGGAUCAUCUUUGCAAUAUCUGAUAGCCCUUGGGUGAGUCCGGUUCAGGUAGUCCCGAAGAAGGCAGGAGUAACGGUAGAAGCCAACCAAACGGGUGAGCUCGUGCCAGUGCGCAAACCCACUGGAUGGAGGCAGUGUAUAGACUACCGUAGGCUGAACGCCGUCACUAAAAAGGACCACUUCCCUCUCCCUUUCAUUGACCAAAUGGUUGAACGUUUAGCUGGUAGAGCUUAUUAUUGCUUUUUGGAUGGAUUUUCAGGAUACUUUCGGAUAGCAAUUGCCCCGGAGGAUCAAGAGAAGACAACUUUCACGUGCCCGUUCGGGACCUUUGCCUACAGACGAAUGCCAUUUGGGUUGUGCAAUGCACCUGCGACUUUCCAAAGGUGUAUGGUGAGUAUUUUUUCUGAAUACGUGGAGAAAAUUAUUGAAGUUUUCAUGGAUGAUUUCAGUGUGUAUGGUGAUAGUUUUGAUACGUGUUUAGAUAACCUGAAAUUGAUCCUGAUAAGGUGUAUAGAGACUAAUCUUGUGCUAAAUUGGGAAAAAUGUCAUUUUAUGGUUGAGCACGGAAUAGUCCUAGGUCAUAUUGUAUCGUCUAAGGGCAUAGAAGUUGACAAGGCUAAAAUAGACAUUAUUUCUGCAUUACCUUACCCCGCGAGUGUGCGGGAGGUGCGUUCUUUUCUUGGACAUGCAAGUUUUUAUCGAAGGUUCAUCAAGGAUUUUUCAAAAAUUGGAGCCCCGUUGUUCCAACUUCUACAAAAGGAUGUGACCUUCGAAUUCAAUGACAAAUGUGAGAAGGCCUUUAACAAGCUGAAGGAAUUGCUGACUUCACCCCCAAUCAUCCAACCCCCCGAUUGGAAUUUGCCAUUUGAGAUCAUGUGCGAUGCCAGUGAUCAUGCUAUUGGGGCUGUAUUGGGGCAAAGAGUAGGGAAGGCAGCUCAUGUCAUCUAUUACGCAUCCCGGGCCUUGAAUGGAGCCCAGUUGAAUUAUUCCACCACUGAGAAGGAGCUUCUUGCAGUUAUUUUUGCUUUGGAAAAAUUUAGGUCAUAUUUGCUAGGUGCUAAAGUAAUUGUAUUUUCUGACCAUGCAGCAUUAAGGUACCUAAUGACCAAGAAAGAUGCAAAGCCGAGACUCAUCAGGUGGAUAUUGCUACUACAGGAAUUUGACCUGGAGAUAAGGGACAAGAAAGGCUCAGAAAAUCUAGUAGCAGACCAUUUAAGUCGCAUACCAAUUGGGGAGGAUAAGGAACCAUUGAAAGAUGCAUUCCCUGAAGAGCAUUUAUUUUCCUUAAAUUCUCAAUUGCCUUGGUAUGCUGAUUUAGUCAAUUAUCUAGUAACGGGUGAUUUUCCUGCAGGUUGGCCAAAAUCGAAGAAGGAUAAAUUGAAGAGUGACGCCAAGUACUUCAUCUGGGACGACCCGUACCUAUGGAAAAGGUGUGCAGACCAAAUAAUGAGGAGAUGUGUAAGUGAAACCAAUGGUCAGGCGGAGGUGACAAAUCGGGAGAUUAAGUCCAUUUUAGAGAAAAUGGUGCGCCCUGAUAGGAAAGACUGGAGCCAAAGGUUGGAAGAUGCACUUUGGGCCUAUAGGACGGCGUACAAGACUCCUAUAGGGAUGUCACCGUACCGGUUGGUAUUUGGGAAGUCGUGUCAUCUUCCAGUGGAAUUCGAGCAUAAGGCUUUUUGGGCGAUAAAGCAAUGCAAUAUGAAUUUAGAGGAGGCCGGUGCUCAACGGAAGUUGGAUUUGCAAGAAUUGGAGGAGAUCCGGAACGAAGCAUACGAAAACGCCUUGAUUUAUAAAGAGAAAAGCCGGGCAUUUCAUGACCAACAAAUUUCAAGAAAAACAUUUGAAGUUGGUCAGAAGGUUCUCCUGUACCAAUCCAGGCUCAAGUUAUUCCCAAGUAAGCUACGUUCCCGUUGGAUUGGACCUUUUAUUGUGACUCAUGUUUUUCCAUAUGGUGCAGUUGAAAUCCAAAGUGCUAAGACAGACAACAAAUUUGUGGUGAAUGGACACCGUCUCAAAUAUUAUUACGAAGGAUUUUCAGGUAGAGAGGUGGAGACAACUAGGCUAGACGAGCCACCGUGUCCUAAUCAGUGA
This is a messenger RNA of Coffea eugenioides, 4209 nucleotides long. RefSeq lists its product as uncharacterized. Gene Ontology annotation, molecular function: nucleic acid binding. The transcript has 7 exons. The record is from RefSeq and is a predicted model, not a curated record. NCBI's taxonomy places the organism in Eukaryota, Viridiplantae, Streptophyta, Magnoliopsida, Gentianales, Rubiaceae. The coding region runs from base 1 to 4209 and encodes 1402 amino acids.